AGAGUUAAAGAAAUCUCCGACCGUUAUUAUACCCUGCAGACGGAUAUAGAAAGAGAGAGAGAGAGACUCAAACAAUGGCGACUCUGAAAUUAUCUCCUUCACCACCUUCUUCUUUUUCUUCAACUCAACCUAAGCUAUCAGCCGCAUCUUUCAUCCCUAAUGCGGCGCGUGCCUUUAACGCGACACCUUCUCCGUCUAAGUCGCGAUUCCUGGGGAAGUGCCUCAAAGCAAAACAGAGAAUAAUACAGAGAGCAUCUCGUUCCGGGGGAAUCAUUUGCUCUGCUUCAUCUUCUCCGGCGAAUCUUCCAUCCGCUCUUCUCUUCGACUGCGAUGGAGUGCUUGUCGAUACGGAGAAGGAUGGUCACAGGAUCUCCUUCAACGACACUUUCAAAGAGAGAGACUUGGGUGUUACAUGGGAUGUUGAUUUGUACGGAGAGCUACUGAAAAUCGGUGGUGGGAAAGAAAGGAUGACGGCGUAUUUUAACAAGGUGGGUUGGCCUGAGAAAGCUCCCAAAGAUGAAGCAGAGAGGAAAGCGUUCAUAGCUGGGCUUCAUAAGCAGAAGACUGAGCUUUUCAUGGUUCUCAUCGAGAAGAAGCUGCUUCCUCUUCGACCUGGUGUUGCCAAACUGGUUGAUCAAGCUCUAACGAAUGGAGUAAAAGUCGCCGUGUGCAGCACUUCAAAUGAAAAGGCGGUUUAUGCUAUAGUUUCAUGCUUGCUUGGACCAGAAAGAGCAGAGAAGAUCAAGAUAUUUGCAGGAGAUGUAGUCCCCAAAAAGAAGCCUGACCCGGCCAUCUACAACUUAGCAGCUGAAACCCUCGGAGUUGAUCCCUCAAAAUGUGUUGUGGUUGAAGACAGCGCUAUCGGACUAGCAGCUGCAAAAGCUGCGGGAAUGACUUGUAUAGUUACAAAGAGUGGAUACACGGCGGAUGAAGAUUUUGUGAACGCAGACGCGGUUUUCGACUGCAUUGGAGACCCUCCAAAAGAGAGGUUUGAUUUGGCAUUCUGUGGAAGCCUUCUGCAGAAACAGUUGGUUUAGUUAAACCAAACCCCACCGAUAAAACGAUCUUUGGUUGUUUCUACCUCAACGUUGGUGUAUAUAUAUGAAGUGACGAUGUGUCUAUAUAGUAGUAAAGAUGUCAAUCCAACCUAAGAUUGUUUAAAGCAUGGAGAAUACAAGAAGUCAUUUAAUCUAAGCAAAUCAAGUUGGUUUUA
Brassica oleracea var. oleracea is the source of this 1213-nucleotide messenger RNA. Its product is annotated as haloacid dehalogenase-like hydrolase domain-containing protein At3g48420. Gene Ontology annotation, molecular function: hydrolase activity. The transcript is spliced from 8 exons. The record is from RefSeq and is a predicted model, not a curated record. Lineage: Eukaryota; Viridiplantae; Streptophyta; Magnoliopsida; Brassicales; Brassicaceae. The coding region runs from base 75 to 1037 and encodes 320 amino acids.